AUGGUCAAUAUUGUAAUUAAUAGCGAAACACGACGUUUACCUCUAGUCGUAAUAAUUACCCAAGUAAUCGAAACAGAGCUAGCUCUCACGCUGGCAGCGUUACAGGAGCGAUCUCACCCCAGGAGGGCUCCUCCACCGCUGGCAAUGGGCGCAGUGCCCUCUGCCGGGCUCUCCUCCCGCGCCGGGAGGGGCUCCCCCAGCCAGCAGCAGCAGCUAGGGUGGACAUUUGGAGCAGAAUUUCGACGAUUUUCUCUGGAGAGAUCCAAACCUGGAAAGUUUGAGGAGUUCUAUGGAUUGUUGCAGCAUGUGCACAAGAUACCAAAUGUUGAUGUUCUAGUGGGAUAUACGGAUGUUCAUGGAGACCUGCUGCCUAUCAAUAAUGAUGACAAUUAUCAUAAAGCAGUUUCCACAGCCAAUCCUCUACUCAGGAUUUUCAUUCAGAGAAAAGAAGAUGCAGACUACAGUGCCUUUGGUACGGAUACUAUGACAAGGAAGAAAAAUGUCUUAUCAAAUGUGUUACGUCCGGAUAAUCACAAGAAGAAACCACACAUUGUCAUUAGCAUGCCACAAGACUUCAGACCAGUGUCUUCUAUUAUAGAUGUAGAUAUUCUUCCAGAAACCCAUCGUAGGGUACGACUUUACAAAUACGGAACUGACAAACCUCUUGGAUUCUACAUACGAGAUGGCUCUAGCGUCAGAGUAACGCCACAUGGAUUAGAGAAAGUUCCGGGGAUUUUCAUAUCUAGGCUUGUCCCUGGAGGUCUGGCUCAAAGCACAGGCUUACUGGCUGUCAAUGAUGAAGUACUGGAGGUGAAUGGAAUAGAGGUUUCAGGAAAAAGCCUUGAUCAGGUUACAGACAUGAUGAUUGCAAACAGCCGUAACCUGAUCAUUACAGUAAGACCAGCAAACCAGAGAAAUAACGUUGUGAGGAACAGUCGGACUUCUGGCAGCUCCGGUCAGUCUACUGAAUCUAGCCUUCCAAGUAGCACACCAAAUAUUUUAGCAAAUUUCUUGCAAGGAGAAGAGGAGAGCGAUGAAGAGGACAUUAUUAUUGAAGAUAGUGGUGAGCCACAGCAGAUUCCAAAAGCUGCACCUACCAGCGAAAGCCUAGAAUCGUUGACACAAAUUGAACUCCUUCAUGAGUCAACACAAAAUGGAUUCCUUCCUUCCAGUGAGAUGAACUUGAAUCAUUCAGCUGGCAGCAUUAGCAUGGAAUAUGAAGUACAAGAUCCAGAUCAUAAGUCAUUAGAAGAAGAUGGAACUAUAAUAACGCUAUGAAAUUACAUUGGUGUACUUUCUAUUAAGUAAGGAUGCCAUAUGUGUUUUAAUUUGGCUUAAUAUGUAAUACAUUUUAUACCUCUCCAUCUACCGAGCACUGCAGUUAGAUUAAAAGGAGGGAAAAAAGUAAAUACAAGAAGGUCAAAAUUAUGUAAGUUGACUAACUUCAGUCAGUUCUGCGCUUCAAUGUAAAUACUUCACAAAGAUAGAAAAAAUUGGUAAAUGACUGAAAUUGGGUGAGGAGAAUUUAAAUUGAAAAUGAAGGAUAGCUAAGAGAUGGCUGUGAGCUUUCUUUUAAAGGUACUUGAUUUUUUUUAAUGCAGAAUACUACUGGUUCUACAGAAGUAAACUUCCAUUAUUGUGUGAGGUUGACUAUCUAAUGUACUGUGGUUUCGUGUUUAUCUGAAGUGCUGCUUAUGUAUGAUGGGGCUGCUUUAGCCACUUCAUUCCUGUUCUGGACUGCUGUUUAGUUGGUAGAGCUGUUUGUGUGGCUCUGUGUAUGAGGAAACUGAAAAAUAAGUGGGAAGUGGGAUGGGAAGAGUUGUUCUUGGUUGGUCUAGUUCCCUGACUGACACACUGAGCAACAGGGAUAUUGAUAGUGGCCAGCAACUUGACAACAGUCAGGAUUUGAAGGUGGGGGCUUCUGAAGUUGACUGUUCCUUUGUAAGUGAAUGUGCAACCACGGGCACAUUAGUCAUGCACCUUUACCGUUUUUAACGGCCAGGUAAGCUUACUUUUAAUGACUAUGAUUUUGAAAUUCAAAUGUGAAAGUCUUAACACUUACGUAUCAAAGACCUGUUCUCAUUUUAGUUUGCAGUAUUUAAGGAUAUCACUGGAUUUAGUUGCUAAUCCCAGUAAAUUUCAAAGAAAUAAAAUGUAAACUUAAUGCUAUGGAAAUAACAAUCUAUGUUAAAAUUGCAGUCCUAGUAGAAGCUGUAAAGAUUUCUACUAGGAAGGGUUUGUAGUGAGUCUGAAUUAUGUAAAAAGUGACUUUCUUCAAACCUAAACAAGUUAGAACAGCUUAAAUUAAAUCCCUGGAUUAAAAAAAAAGUUUUAAGUUAGAAUGAGGCUUUAAUAGAACUUCCUUGAGCCACGUGAUAUUAAAUUGUUCAUUAUAAUGAACUAAACUGUAAAUGCUGAUCUUUCUGUGUGCCACUGGCCGGGUGUGUUGAAUAUUACAAAGUUGCUAUAUGUGAAACAAAAUACUGGUGACAAGUCCUGAUACUGCAAGUGUGUAAGUAUGUGUGUAAUCAGACUUACUAGUAGUAUUGCAGGGAGAGGGUGCUAGCAUUCUUUUUGUCCUUUCCUCUUCUAGUAUCUCGUGCUUUACUACUUUGGCACUCAGUUCCCAACCCGACCCUUCUCUGGGAACAUAAGUUGUGGUAGGAAAAUGAGACGGGUACUAAUAGGGCUGGGGAGAAGGAUGGAUGGAGCUUCUCACCAGGGAUCCAGCAGUCUAUGUCAACCUCUAAGAAAGAAGUAGGGUGCUACCAGUUCUGUACUGUGGUACUGUGAUUACCAGAGCCAGUAGUCUAGGUUCUUGGAAGCAUGUUCUACCUUGUGGGGAGAUAUGAGCGGGAAAGGAGACUAACCCCUUUUUUUUUUUCCCUCAGUCUAUCUUGGGGAAACAUCUACCUCUGGUAAUUUUACUAACAAGAGACUAACUGUAAGUUUAACGUUAAGACAUCUGUAAAAGUCUUUAUAGGAUAUCAGAGGCUAAAACUAUCUUUUAAGAUUUUUGUAAUGAUGUAAACAAAAUUGCUUCAGUUAUUACUGCGGUUUAAUUUUACAAAAUGCAAAUUUUAAAUUCAUCUCAUGAGCAGUAGUAUAUUUGAGCCUUCAAUACCAUUGGAGUUCAAGCCUCAUAGAUGUCAAGAAAGAUUGUAUUCAUGCCCUUUUUUAUAGAUGGAGAGUUGGUGUAACAGACAAUGGCACUCUGCAAAUAGAGGUUAGAGUUCUGCUUUGCUGGAUUUAUUUAUGGUUUCUUCAGUGUGCAUAUGGAGAGGCCCUGGAAUCUUUUCCAACAUGAGCAGGAAUUUUGAAGUGUUUUACUUAUUUUGCUAAUAAUUAUUAAAAAUGAAGUAACUGCAUCCACU
This is a messenger RNA of Pygoscelis adeliae (Adelie penguin), 3374 nucleotides long. It is a transcript of the gene PARD6B, whose product is annotated as par-6 family cell polarity regulator beta. Gene Ontology annotation, molecular function: protein kinase C binding. Lineage: Eukaryota; Metazoa; Chordata; Aves; Sphenisciformes; Spheniscidae. Bases 1 to 1278 code for a protein of 425 amino acids. The record is from RefSeq and is a predicted model, not a curated record. Gene Ontology annotation, biological process: establishment or maintenance of cell polarity; regulation of cellular localization; centrosome cycle. The transcript is spliced from 3 exons. Gene Ontology annotation, cellular component: cell cortex; nucleus; apical plasma membrane.